UAGCACCAUGAUGGCGGUGUCAGCUCGAGCCCAGGUGAUCUCUCUCUACAGGUUACUGAUGAAGGAAAGCAGCAAGUUCCCCUCUUAUAACUACAGGACCUAUGCACUGCGGCGGGUGCGUGAUGCCUUCAGGGCAAACAAGAAUAUCGAGGAUCCGAAGACGGUGGAGAAGCUGAUGACGGAGGGACAAGAGUCACUGGCAAUGAUACAGAGACAGGUGUGUGUGGGGAAAAUGUACGAGGCUCAGAAGAUCGUGGUGGAGGGUUAACUCCCCCCCUCCCCCCCACCCCUCUGCAGGAGGACCGUCCCAGCAAACAGGAUGUGACAUCAGAGACGAACCAGUCCCCCCUCCCCCCCAAUCACAGCAGACGACCAAUCAGCUUCUUCUUCUUCCUCCUGUUAGACGAUGUUUAUGUUUGGAUGGAGGAGAGAGAUGCAUUGUGGGAGUAAAGCUGUGAAAUACCUGAAGUUUGUCUGGAGGAGUUUAGACUUUUCUUUUCUUUAGGGAUGCACCGAUCAGACGUUACCUGGCUGUUACUGAUUAUUGAUCAGGUAUCGGACUGAUUGAUCAGACGGUGUUUAAAGGUUCCUCUACUUAAAGCGAAGCUGCCUAAUGAUUAUUUUCACUGUCUCGAUUGAUCAUUUCUUCCAUAAAAACUGUAACAAAAAACACAUUUCUAAUAACAAUAACAGUCUAAGAUGAAAGAGAUUAAAUAUAAAGACUCAAACGUGUCACAUGAUGCAACAGCUGAGUAUAAAGGUCAAUAAUACCGUUAGAAACACAGACUUCAGUCAUUAUGUGUGAGAGAAAAAAUGAUAAUUUGACUUAAAAACCAACAUUUCAUUAAUUUGACACUGAACAAAUUUGAUAUCUCAAGAAAAAAUUCAAUUUAAAAGACUGAAAAAGCAGUGAAAGUUUAACCAAAGACUCAUUUAUUUGUUUCAUUUCACUUUGACUGGUUUUUUUGUUGCUUUUAGAGUUAAAAUCAGACAAAUCCUGCUGAUAUUUGAUCUGUUUCAUUUGCACGCAGCUCAUAGGAAAGUGUUCAAGGAGGCUGAACGCUGCUUAAAGUUCAGGAUGUUGACUCAACCUGUGAAGCUCGUUCAGAGUCUAAAAGAACCAGACAGAAUAAGAAGCUUUUACUCAUUUAACCGUCUGAGUGGCAACAAAAAAGAUGAAGUAAUAUUAAGAUUAAAACUUUCUUUUCCACAUUAAACCAAAACAACGACUGUCUGUCUCGAACAUUAAACCUUUAACUGUCCGUCUAAACUUAAACAUUAAAACCUUUAAUCAUGUUUCAGGUGUUAAGAGCAGAUGUAUUUUGCAACUUGCUUAUUAUUAUAACUGUUAUAUUUACAGUCAGUGUGUAAGAAUCCAGUAUUUGGGUCCAUCACAUUCAGCCAAACUCUAAUUAAAUGACAGUAUGAGUGAUUAUAAAGGAUGGAAACAGAGAAAUGACAGAAAAAUAAGAAAAAAGACAUUUAAAGAUGUGAAAAGUGAGGAAGAGUCUCAUUAACUGACUCAUAACAGCUGACUGGUCGGUGCUUCCCUCAGAGGAGUUUCUCUUUUCUUUCUAGUGUUAUUUUUGUAUUUAAAAAAGCGCACAAUUAGCUGAUCCUGCACAAGAUUAUCAAUAUAUAUAUAAAACUAAGAGAUGUGAGAAAUGACAGAAACAGCUGUUUACACUCAAAUAGACCAAUAGUAAAAGAGUUCAGAUGAGUCACAUGAUGCUGCAGUCGGGUACGAAGGACGAUUAAACUGUUAGAAACAAGAGUUCAGCCAAGAUGUUCUCUCUUUCUUUCUUUCCUCCCUUCCUUCUUUCCUUCCUCCAUCCCCUUUUCUUCCUUCCUUCUGUCCUUCCUUCCUCCCUCCCUCCUUCUUUCCUUCCCUCCUCCUUCCUUCCUCCCUCCCUCCUUCUUUCCUUUCCUCCUUCCUUUCCUUCUGUCCUUCCUCCCUCCAUCCUUCUCUCUUUCUUUCCUCCCCCCUACCUUCCUCCCUUCCUUCUAUCCUCUGUCAUCUUUUCCUUUCUCCCUCCCUCCUACCUUCCUUCCUUCCUUCUUUCCUUUCCUUCCUCCCUUCCUUCUUUCCUGUACUCCCUCCCUCCUUUCUUUCGUUCCUCCCUUCCUUCAUUCCUUCUUCCUCCCUUCCUUCCUCCCUCCCUUCCUUCCUUCCUUCCUCCCUUCCUCCCUCCCUCCCUACUUCUUUCACUCCCUCCUUCUUUCCCUCCCUCCUUUCUUUCGUUCCUCCCUUCCUUCAUUCCUUCUUCCUCCCUUCCUUCCUUCUUCCUCCCUUCCUUCCUCCCUCCCUUCCUUCCUUCCUUCCUUCCUCCCUCCCUCCCUACUUAUUUCACUCCCUCCUUCUUUCCUUCCCUCCUUCCUUCCUUCCUCCCUCCCUUCCUUCCUUGACUCAGGACAACAGGAGGGUUAAAAAAUAUUUCAAGAAAAAAGCAGAAUUUUUGCGGGAAAAGUUGUAACUGUGAGAAAAAAGGUGAAAAUAUUGGAUUUAAAACAUCAGUCAUGUGUUCUGUGUUAAAGAGGUCAAAGGUCAGAAUACUAAAGCUCAUAAAUGUUUGACUUUAUUAUUGAAAUAUUACAACUUUAUUCUCCAAAUAAAAGUGUAAUUAUGAUCAUUAUUUUCCUAAACUUGUCUUUCCAUGUCUGAGAGUUGCAGCCAAACUGUUAAUUAAAUGUUUUAUUACAUCAUCAUAAAAACUCUGCUGCCAAUUAAAGAAAAAGGUUUCACUAUAAAAGACACAAAACUGAAAGAAGAACAUGCAGAUUUCUGAAUGUUAGCACUGAAACAUAAAAGAAUCAGUUAUUGAUCAUCUGUCUGACGUCUCCGUUUAUCUUUUAAUGUCAGUUUGAGUUCAGCAAAUAAAAACUUACCAAA
This is a messenger RNA of Scomber scombrus (Atlantic mackerel), 2890 nucleotides long. RefSeq names its product LYR motif-containing protein 4B (gene lyrm4b). The transcript is spliced from 3 exons. The record is from RefSeq and is a predicted model, not a curated record. NCBI's taxonomy places the organism in Eukaryota, Metazoa, Chordata, Actinopteri, Scombriformes, Scombridae. Gene Ontology annotation, cellular component: mitochondrion; L-cysteine desulfurase complex. The coding region runs from base 8 to 268 and encodes 86 amino acids. Gene Ontology annotation, biological process: iron-sulfur cluster assembly.